ACUUCCGCGGGCCUGCGCACGUAGCCGGCGCAGUGUUUGCCGUGACGUCAUGUUCUCGCCCAGCAACGCGAGCGGGAUCGCGAAUGGCGGCGCAGAGAGGGGAGUUCAAACCCAACGGAGGCUCGUCCUGCCCGUGACUCGGCGCCAUGAAGCGGAUAAAGGCGGCCCGGGGCGCCCCAGGCUCGGGAGCGGAGGAGGAGGACGCGCCGCCCCCGGACCUGGCAGAUGUGGAGGAUUCUUCAGCAAAAGCUCUUGUCAGCCUAAAAGAAGGAAGCUUAUCGAAUACGUGGCAUGAAAAAUACAACUCUCCGCAGAAAACUCCAAACUGGAAGGGUGGGAACAACUCAGUCACCGACCUGCCGCACCGGAGUUCUAAACGAAGCCGACUUUUCUGUGAAGAAGACGAUCACCAGAUAAAUACCAGAUCGCCAAAAAGAAAUCAGAAACCGCCAAUGGUACCCCAGUUUGCAACAACCACGCCGGUGAAAAAGGCGUCUCAGAAAAUCGGCUAUAGGCUGCGGAAUUUAUUGAAGCUCCCCAAAGCGCACAAAUGGUGUAUAUACGAGUGGUUUUAUUCAAAUAUCGACAAGCCUCUUUUUGAAGGUGAUAAUGAUUUCUGUGUUUGCUUAAAAGAAUCCUUUCCAAAUCUUAAAACAAGGAAAUUAACCCGGGUUGAAUGGGGGAAAAUUCGGCGACUUAUGGGGAAGCCACGAAGAUGCUCUGCAGCAUUCUUUGAAGAGGAGAGGUCGGCUCUGGAACAGAAGCGACAAAAGAUCCGUCUCCUGCAACAGAGAAAGGUCGCCGACGUGUCGCAGUUCAAAGAUCUCCCUGAUGAAAUCCCCCUUUCCUUGGUUAUAGGAACAAAAGUUACAGCUCGGUUACGUGGGAUGCAUGAUGGUUUAUUUACUGGCCAGAUAGAUGCUGUAGACACCCAGAACUCCACUUACAGGGUCACCUUCGAUAGGAAUGGACUCGGCACACAUACAAUCCCAGAUUUUGAGAUCUUGAGCAACGAGCCCCAUGAAACCAUGCCCAUCGCCGCCUUCGGACAAAAGCAGCGCCCAUCCCGAAUGUUCAUGACUCCGCCGCGGUUACAUUACCCUCCUAAUGUCCAGUCGCCCAUCAUGGAAAAUGAUCCUUUGUUGGGACAAUCACCUUGGAAAACAAAAUCUUCCAGCUUAGACAAUGACACGAUAGGUGGCUUUCCGGUGGAGUUCCUUAUUCAGGUGACUAGGUUAUCGAAGAUCCUGAUGAUAAAGAAAGAACAUAUCAAGCAGCUGAGAGACAUGAACACCGAAGCAGAGAAGCUGAAAUCCUACUCUGCGCCAAUUGACAUUGAGUUUCAAAGACGAUACGCAACAACUGUUCUAGACCUGGAACAACUCAACAAAGAUCUCAACAAGGUUCUUCACAAAGUCCAGCAGUAUUGCUAUGAGCUCGCUCCAGAUCAGGGGCUUCAACCAGCAAACCAACCGACUGAUAUGAGGCGGCGCUGUGAGGAUGAAGCUCAGGAGAUGGUGCGUCAGGCAAACACGUCCUCCGGCCAGCCCUGCGUGCAGAACGAGAGUCUGACGGACCUAAUAUCCAAACUCACCGCUAUCCUCCUACAGAUAAAAUGCCUCGCAGAAGGAGGGGACCUGAACUCUUUUGAAUUCAAAUCUUUAACAGAUUCAAUCAAUGAUAUAAAGAGUUCAAUAAAUCCUUCUAAUAUCAGCUGUUUUCAGAAUAACGUUGAGAUCCACGUUGCGCAUAUCCAGAGCGGUCUGAGUCAGAUGGGCAAUCUCCACGCCUUCUCCGCCAAUAACACAAACAGGGACUGAAAAUCCGCCCGCGUUUUCUUCUCGCUGGACUUGUCUAUAGUGGUAGGACAACGAACUCUUCUUUAUAUUGGGAGUGAACCAGCAUUACGGACCUCAGAUACUUUUAUGUCCUAUGGAUACACCCUGCAGUGAGUAGCUGUUUGUAUUACCCGGCCGUUCUCUACCGAUGCACAGACUGGAAUGGCUCGCCCACCGCUCUGCAGACCCUCCCUCCAUCUUUGCGUCGUCAUUGUGCCUAAGGUAGCCGUGUUACCUCAGUCCGUGUCCUCAUUGUAGUGCUUGGGAUAUAAGAGUGAUGCCGAUGGAUCAGUAAGUGAGGAUGGGUGAGAUAUGUAGGUACAAAUAUCUCCGAACUGGGGGCUUUACAGAUGGACUGCUGAUGGCCAAACUCGAUGAAGGAUCCACCGUGCACUGCUAAUGUGUGUUUAUACCCACUUGUAUCAGAAACUUAAAUCUUCUCCUCCAUCCCACACCUCUGUUCCUCAGAUUCAGAUAUUGCGUGUGAUCCACCUGUCGGGGGUUGUAAGUGCUCCUACAUGUGGUCUGUCUGUCCCUAUUUAUGCAAAGGAGUAACCCCUACGUAGACCUUCAUUGGGGAGGGGGAGGGAGGGUUGCAUCGUGGCUACAUGAAUUUCGGGUAGAACCUGUGAUUAUAGAGGAUGGUCUCUAACAGCUAUUUGCACAAACAACGCAUAAAGAGUGUAUUCGCAGAUGUUUAUCUUGUACAAAAUUGUGUAUCGGGUUGUUUAAUAUAGGUGGUAAAGAGAUGAAUUAUUAUAAUAAACCGUUUCACACAUGUUUUAUGAGCUAGCUGUGUAGGAAGGUGUCCUCUGGAUGUAUUAGAGUGCACAGAUAAUGUAUUUUAUGGUAUUGUACAGAGCAAACGUCGCCCAGGAACCCUCACCCUGAGGCGCUUGUAUAGCUUAAGAGAAAAAAAGAUAUUCUAAGUUU
Messenger RNA from Pseudophryne corroboree (corroboree frog), 2771 nucleotides. RefSeq names its product lin-9 DREAM MuvB core complex component (gene LIN9). Gene Ontology annotation, cellular component: transcription repressor complex; nucleoplasm. The transcript is spliced from 15 exons. The coding region runs from base 147 to 1820 and encodes 557 amino acids. Gene Ontology annotation, molecular function: DNA binding. Gene Ontology annotation, biological process: regulation of cell cycle; regulation of transcription by RNA polymerase II; DNA-templated transcription. Lineage: Eukaryota; Metazoa; Chordata; Amphibia; Anura; Myobatrachidae. The record is from RefSeq and is a predicted model, not a curated record.